GGCAGCUAAAGUUGCUGAGCAGCAGGAGAGAGAGCGAGCAGCACAGCAGCAGAAUUCCUCCCCCCGGGCAGGCACUCCUGUCGGGGCUCUUAUGGGGGUGGUGCCGCCACCAACACCAAUGGGAAUGCUCAAUCAGCAGUUGACACCCGUUGCAGGCAUGAUAAGUGGCUAUCCAGCGGUGCUGCCACCUUUGCAGGGCCCAGUUGAUGGCAUUGUUAGCAUGGGCAGCAUGCAGCCACUUCACCCAGGGGUGCCCCCACCCCACCAACUUCCGCCAGGUAUGCCAGGCAUCCCAGGCAUCCCACCACCCGGUGUUAUAGGCCAAAAUGUGACCCCCAUGGUAGGCACUCCAGCACCCGGAGCAAGUCCUUUUGGACAGCAGAUAGGAAUCCUUGGCCCGCCAGGACAGCAGGCACCCCCUCCGUAUCCCGGCCAGAGCCCAGCGAGUCAGCCAGUUAUGCAGCAGCCCACAACUCCCAUGUUCGUCUCCCCUCCACCAAAGACACAGAGGCUUCUUCAUUCUGAAGCCUAUCUGAAAUAUAUUGAGGGGCUUAGUGCUGAAUCAAAUAGUAUCAGCAAGUGGGACCAGACUCUUGCAGCACGAAGACGAGAUGUCCACCUAUCAAAAGAACAAGAGAGUCGACUCCCUUCACACUGGUUGAAAAGUAAAGGGGCUCAUACCACAAUGGCUGAUGCAUUAUGGCGUCUGCGAGACUUGAUGCUACGAGACACCCUUAAUAUCCGUCAGGCAUACAACAUAGAAAAUGUUUAGUCACAUAAUUGCUUCUUUCUUUGAUACCGGCAUAUAAGGAGUUUUGUGGAACAAUAGCUGUUUUAGUUACUGGGUGGGGAGAGAUAACCAACAAUAAUUUGUAUUGCAUUUUACUGUACAUUGCAAGACCAUUUUUAUAUAAGGACACUUUUAAUAAGCAUAUUUCACUUUUUGUUAUAUUAAGUUGACUUUAUCAAAUACACGGAUUUUUGCAUAUGUUUCCUUUGUUUGAAAGGCGAUUUCAUAAUUGGUUAAGUGUAGUCAAGGAUUCAUCUUUCUUAUACUUUAUUGCUGAGAAUCUGAUGCCAUUGUUUUUAUAUAAAAGAAGAAAAA
Molecule: messenger RNA, 1105 nt
Organism: Balearica regulorum gibbericeps (East African grey crowned-crane)
Lineage: Eukaryota; Metazoa; Chordata; Aves; Gruiformes; Gruidae
Source: RefSeq, a predicted model, not a curated record